AUGAUUUGCAACAAUUCAUAUUUCUCCGCAUUUUUCUUGGCUAUCGUCUCAAUUCUAGUCAUCACAAUCUCUUCAACUCCACCACAAACCACGUUUAAUAUAAAAUGUAAUUCUCAAAAAGAUUGGACCCUGGCAAUUGAAUUUAUUGAUGAAUUUGGCGGAAAAGAUGGGAUUUUCUACAACAAAUGCAAAAAACGAAAGAUUGAUACGAUUACUGAUAUUCGAGUUAUACCAACACAUGUCGUUUUUAUUCAUAAUUGUGUUUCUGGAGAGCAAACAAAUAUGACUUUCACUGAUGAUUUUAGACCAGAGUACAACUUUUUCAUUGAUAAUCGUGGAACUUUAAAGAAUAAUUGA
Messenger RNA from Caenorhabditis angaria, 357 nucleotides. NCBI's taxonomy places the organism in Eukaryota, Metazoa, Nematoda, Chromadorea, Rhabditida, Rhabditidae. The record is from the annotation of a GenBank genome assembly.